AUGCGCGAGUUGACGCGUGCGGAGGAGCAAGGCUUGAGGAACGCACAAGAGCUGGGCAAAGAGACAGAGCACCCGUUCUACACGAAGAUGACCUGUGUUCUUCGACAUCCGGCGCCGUGUCAGCCUCGCCGAGAAUCACAGGUUCUGGUUUGCAUGGAAGCAAACUGGCGGUGCCGCCAACGGGAGGACAGCAGGCAACGAGUACGUCAACGAAGCCGGCUGCCAUUGUGA
Amoebophrya sp. A25 is the source of this 231-nucleotide messenger RNA. The record is from the annotation of a GenBank genome assembly. NCBI's taxonomy places the organism in Eukaryota, Dinophyceae, Syndiniales, Amoebophryaceae.